Astyanax mexicanus (Mexican tetra) is the source of this 7119-nucleotide messenger RNA. RefSeq names its product v-rel avian reticuloendotheliosis viral oncogene homolog A (gene rela). The coding region runs from base 290 to 2050 and encodes 586 amino acids. The record is from RefSeq and is a predicted model, not a curated record. Gene Ontology annotation, biological process: innate immune response; inflammatory response; non-canonical NF-kappaB signal transduction. The transcript is spliced from 13 exons. Gene Ontology annotation, molecular function: RNA polymerase II cis-regulatory region sequence-specific DNA binding; DNA-binding transcription factor activity, RNA polymerase II-specific. Gene Ontology annotation, cellular component: cytoplasm. NCBI's taxonomy places the organism in Eukaryota, Metazoa, Chordata, Actinopteri, Characiformes, Acestrorhamphidae.
GAGAGUGAGGAGCUUCAGGGCUUAAAUUCUGCAUUAAAAGCUGCAGAAAGUGAAAAAGCCCUUCAUCAACAAAUGCUGUCAUCAGGACUGACCACAGAGUUGCAGAGCCUGGACCUUCUUCACUCCCACAUGAGACAACGUGAACUGCCUUGAACACAUCCACAAGAGACUUGGGAUGACAGAAGCGACUUCUCACUGCUAGAGUGAAGGAAUAUUUGGCUGGCCUCAGCCCCCAGUGCCGCAAGGCAACCCCUUCAUAGAGAUAAUCGAGCAGCCCAAGGCCAGGGGGAUGCGUUUCCGUUAUAAAUGUGAGGGAAGGUCAGCGGGCAGUAUUCCAGGAGAGAAAAGCAAUGACUCCACCAAAACACAUCCUGCCAUUAAGGUGAAUAACUACAGCGGCCCUUUACGAGUGAGGAUCUCUCUGGUUACCAAAACCCAACCCUACAAGCCCCACCCCCACGAGCUGGUGGGUAAAGAUUGUAAACAUGGAUACUACGAGGCUGACCUUCCGGAGAGACGAGUUCACAGUUUCCAGAAUCUGGGUAUUCAGUGCGUGAAGAAGAAGGAUGUGACUGACGCUGUUUCCUGCCGUCUGCAGACACAGAACAACCCUUAUAAUAUUCCUGAAGCGAAAGUGUGGGAAGAGGAGUACGACCUGAAUGCUGUGCGCCUCUGUUUCCAGGCAACCAUCACCCUAGCCAACGGAGAGCUGUACACUCUGGAGCCCGUCGUCUCCCAGCCCAUCUACGACAACAGAGCUCCAAACACAGCUGAGCUGAAGAUCUGUCGGGUAAACAAAAACUCUGGAAGCUGCAAUGGAGGAGAUGAAAUCUUUCUACUGUGUGACAAAGUGCAGAAAGAGGACAUUGAGGUGCGUUUUUUCCGGGACGCAUGGGAGAGUAAGGGCUCGUUCUCUCAGGCUGACGUCCACAGGCAGGUGGCCAUCGUGUUCCGCACUCCGCCCUACUGCGAUACAAACAUAACUGAGCCUAUUCAAGUAAAGAUGCAGCUCCGCAGGCCCUCAGACAGAGAGGUCAGCGAGCCAAUGGACUUCCAGUACCUGCCCCCUGACCCAGAUGAGUACAGGCUGUUGGAGAAACGGAAACGGACACAGGGAAUGCUGCAGAACCUUAAACUGGGAUCUAUGCAAUCAGGUCCUUUGCCAGAGAGAAGGCCAUUCAGUACUGCAAGAAGAACAUGUACAGCCACUAAGCCUCCUCCUGCUGCUGCAAGUGUUCCACCCGUGGUUAAUCCAGUGGCCGUGCAGUCUACAGUUAAGCCUCGGCCCUUUUUCAACUCUCCUCCUCCAGGACAGUUGUUUACUCAGCCUAAAAUGGAAUCAUCUCUGACACCCUCUACUGGAGACACCUGGAAGUUCCUCAACAGUCUAACUGUGCAGCAGAGUUCCUCCACUGCCCCUCCACCAGUCUCCCAAGACUUCCACACUGUAAAUCUCUCCGACCUCCAUGACUUCUCCUUCAACGCUUUCUCCCAGUCAGCUCCAGACCAAGCCAACACGGCUUCCGGACGAGAUGGACCUGGAAGCAAUGUGGUUGGAACUACAGUGGCUCAAGAAAUCCAAAGUAACUACCCUGCUCAGAGCAGUUCAGCGUUCCAGACAGAACACCAAAUGGACGAAAGUGAGCUCCCAGAAUUCCCAAGCUUUUCCGAACACCAGGUGUCAGGGAUGGACAACAUCAACACUGACGAUUUCCAAGCACUGCUGGGUCAGAGCGUCAUGACUACAGAAUCAGCAUCUGGAAUCCGGAAUUGCGCCGCUUCUCUCAGCACAGUUGCUGCUCCAGCCUUGGAUGCUGCAGCUAGCAUUGGUUCAAAUCAAGUGGGGAACAACACAGGGAACAAUGCAACGACAUGGAUGUCUUUUCCACCAGCCAUUAUGAGCCUGCUGCAGAAUGAGCAGAUGGUGGAUGCCACCCAGGCUGGUCCUCCUGGAGGCGUAGGCUUCGAUGACACCGAUACGAUGGACUCCAUUGACGAUGACCGCCUGAUGUCCAUUUUUGCCAGCGAUGCCAAUGUUGGCUUUCUGUGACAUUUACAUAUAGUCACAUCUGACUGUUUGACCCGCACCAUCCUUAUAUCGAAACUAACUUCAAGAAGGGCAUAAUUCGACAAAGGACAGAGCAAAACUCCAAGAAGGGAAAAAGGAAACUUUUGAUUUUCUUUUCUUUUUUUAAAAUGGUUUAUAUACAUGCUUGUGCCUCAACACAGUGACUGACUAAUACAGAAAGCCACAGAGUGCCUCUAGAGGGUCUGGUGUAUCAGGAUGAUGAAGCAGAAGAUGAAGAUAAAGCUCCCUAUUUGCCCGUUGCCACCUCUGUUUUACUGUUUACUUUAUUAUUUCCAUCUGUUUCCAGAAAUGGAAAACAGCUGUCUGUUGGGAAUUUAUGUUUUUCGAAGUUUCUUAAUUUGUGCCACAAGCUGAUAAAGUAAUAAGACUGAUUAUACUGCAGUACUGUUCCGGUGGCUUUUAAAAGCAAUAAUGCAUUUCUACAAGGAGUCUGAGAUAACAGUGUGUCUUUAAGCUGGAAAAAUGACUGUUUAACAAAGGGAUGCACCUGUAUGAGAGUUGUAGGCCCAUUACAAUAUCUACAACUUUUUUACAUUUCUCUUGAUGCAGAUACAUAGACAUUAGGUGUAGAUUCCAAAAAUCAGAAUUAGUAUGGAUGAGUUCGGGUUAUGCACCCAUUAGCAUCCAUACAUUUGCCGCUAAGGCUGGGCUAUAUAGUGAAAUGAUGAUAAAGAUACAAGCUAAUGUGUUAGCCACAAGCUUCCAUACAUGUCACAUUAUUAUACAAUGGGUUGGGUUGUAUUUUUACAACAAUAUAGAAAUUCUGACCUGGAUCAGCAUUACAGAGAAAUUACAUUUUCAGAAAAUUAGAUACAAUGCAAAUACAUGUAUUCCAGUAUCAGUUUAACGUUUAGGUCAGUUCUACAUCUCUAAGAUGUCAUUUAAAUUAAUAAGCAAAUAUCAACUGUCAUGAUAUGAUAUGAUUCUGAUAUUGUGCAUUCCUACAGUUUACCCACCAAUCAUUUAUUUUCAUGAUUAGGUGAAAAUUAUUUUUUGGUGGGACUAGUUUUGGAUGGUCUUAGCUGGUCUUUGAUUGACAAGGUGGUUGAAAACCACUAGUCAUCAACAUAUACUGGUUAUCUAACUGGAUAAAAAUCUCUCUCUAGCUUAGCAUAGUGUAUGUUCUGUUUGAUUUUGGUUGACCUUGGUCAUGCUGGUCAUGCUGGUUGUCUAGCUUGGUCAGGUUGAUCCAAGGUUGCUUGUAGACCAGCUAAACCAUCUAACUGGCAUAAGAAUAUACCUUAUGCUGGUGAAGAGCUAAGCUGGCCAACCAGCAUGAGCAGCUUGAGCUCGCCGUUCUGUUUUUCAGCAGGGUUGGUGCAAAUAGCAAGUGAUACUGAUUGUGAUUUUGUCAGUAUAAUUUAAGGUUCACCAAGAUGAACUUAACAAUUAAACCUUAAUAAAAAGUAUGGGAAGGGGAUAACUACCUAACAAUAGUAGGUAUGGAGUGUGUCCUGUAACUGUAUUUAAGUACACAGUGCCUUUGAGAAGGCAUGAGAAAGCUUUCAAUACAAAGUGCAUGAAAACAAAAUAGCAUCAGACACUGUUGGUAAAUCUGCAGAAUAGGUUAUUUCAUCGUUAUAACUGUAAUUUUGGCAGUUUUAUUAGGAAGUUAAGUAACAGUACCAAAUACCAGUAAAAUAUUUAAUGUACUGGUUUUGAAAUAUUAAAAUACAGGCUAACAAUACAGUGAAAUUUACAAUACACUGAUAUUUUAUAAAAUCAACUGUAGAAGUAAUAUAUUUACUCACAAUUGAGAGUAUAAAAGUUAGACCUUGCAACUACGAGACACAAGUGCCUUAAUAUGAGCAUAUGCCACAAAUAUCAUUCUAGCAGCGGCCCAACAAAAUAUCAGUGUGUUUUUUUUUUUUUUAAUGGUGGCAACUUUUUGACUAAGUUCCAUUACCAUCAGAUCGGAUUUGGCUAUCCUGACGGUUCACAUUCACAAAUGUAGGUGACCUGUAUCUGUGUGUAAUAUGAACAAAUCUGUCCCAGAAACAAAUCACAUGCUCACAUUGAUACAAGUAUAAACGCCGCAACAAAAACGUCAUAUUUAAGAGACGACUUGUAGCUUUAUAAAGAGAAAUUGAUGCUCAUAUGUGGAGCAUCUUUUGCUGGAGUGGAGACAGCUAAACUAAAGUACAGGCUCAGGACGAGGCUGUUUGCUUUUGCUGUUUUUGUAGCUAUAGCUGCACCAAGAGAUGUUAUGGAUACGAGAGAGAAUCACGUAGCGCAUGCUUAAAAGCAAUAAGACGCAUGAAUUCUGAUUUGACUGCUCACAAUCAUUUAGGACCACAUAUGGUGGAAAUUCAAAUCUGAUUGAAAAAGAAAAAAAAAACAGAUUUGGCACGUUCAAACAGCCAUGAAAAAAUCAGAUCUGAGCCACAUUGAGUAAAAAGAGUCACUUCAGUCUGGCAAUGUGAACUUAGCCUUUUUCUUUUUGGCCAGGCAAUAAAUAUUUCCUUGACAAACUUGACAAGGAAAAAAAAAUGUUCAGCUUCCAGUGCUACACACUCACUCUUUGCUCCCGUUGAAGGCGGUCGCAUUUUCUCCCUCUCCUCCCCUUAUCUUUCCUGCUUGGCUUCUCCUGUCUUGUCUAUUCUGCUGUAUACUCUAAGAGACUCUCUUAGCACUGCUCUUCAAACUAGAAAGUAUGGAUUUGAUCAGAUGGUCUUUCAAUAAAAGCGACACUAUCUUCUUGACGAGAAAUCUGGGUUCAGGGGCACCUGUCUGUCCUAACGGAACGUUUGCAGCCGGCUAUGUGAAGGAUUUGUGGGAGAAAUGGCGUGUCUCUCCACUCUGUCACAAUGAUUUUGCUGAUUGGAUUAGGCAUUGUCCUGAUAUAUAUCGUGAAGUUAAAGGAGUGGGGACAGCUGCCUGACAUGAUUGAUGCAGGGGUUAGAGCUGUCAGUACUCAGACUGUGGCUAUAAACCGCAACAUGGAUAAUAUCUUGGAGAAGCUCACGGCUUUGCAAAGAAGAGUGGAUAAAAUCAAGAACCAUGCUGGACAAAGUGUGAUCAUGCUAAACUGGUCUGCGACCACUCUCGCCCAAACAACAAGUCCAAUCUACUUUCGGCUCAUCCUUAUCAGUACUCGGCCUUGGCCAAGGCGAGCUGCUGAUAGCAAAAACUCCUCCCGAAGAUCAUUUAUUAUUUCUAUUACUAGAAACUCUCCCCUGUUUCCUUUAGACAUUGCUGGAUGUUGACUCUGACUGGGAGUGGAUCAAUUUGCUGUGUUAUCACUAUCCCACCCUGUGGACUGAGGCACACAGACAGAGCCUCAUUGUUACCAGGCAUAGUGACUUUUCGCCCCCCUUCCCUGUUUCCAGUCCUGUCUUCAUGUGUAAUGUUGUGUUUUGUGGCUAUGUGCUGAGUUUUUCUUUCUGCUCCCACACUGUACUCUCUCAGGAGAACAGUCUGUGGGUUUGAUUUUCCCCCCUUCUCCCCAUGUAUCCUACUUUUUAAUUUCCUCAUCCCUGUCUUCCUGUCCUGUCUCCCCUUUGUAUGUUACUGUACGGAUGGGUUGAUGGCAAUUUUUGUUCUACCAAUGCAAUAAAGUACUUCUUAUAUUGGUUAGCUGAGUUAGCUCAUUAGCUCCUGCGAAGUGAUAGCCUCUUCGGUCUCUAGUGUGUUUAUGUAUUUUAGCUUUGCCAUCUGCUAAACAUUCUACAGUAAUUUUACUAUUUUAUAAAGUAUACACAUUGUCUACACGCAAUGUUGUAGAAGAACCACUUUUUGACCCUUUGUUCGAUUAAAAAAUUUAUUGUAUCAGUUCAAAGCUUUUUCACAAUCUAGAAAAAUGUUUUUUUGAGAACAUGAGCGGGAUUACGGACUAUUCUGAUUACAGGCUGACUGUAGUUACAGUAGUCUUAUGUUUAAACAGUAAGAAUCAUGACCAGUUUUUCUGUAAAAAUUUAGAUUGAGUAUUUUUAGUAUUGUUGUUGCUGUUAAUUAUUAUUAUAAAAUGUUAUUAGAAUGACAGUCAAAUCAAGGCCUCACAAUAUGUUGUCGUGCAGCUCUUCUCCGUGGGUUAAUAAUAAUAUAUAUAUAUUUUUUUUUUCAUCAAAAGCUUUCAGUAAUUCAUCCUCACUUGGAUGUUUUUUUUUUUUUUAUAAUUUAUGACAUUCUUUUUUCUGUUUGUUGUGUUUGGGUAAGCUAUUUACUUAUACAACAUGUCUCUGUUGAAGAUUUACUUGGGGCCUAUUGAUAAAAUGAGUUUCUUUUCACUUCUACUGAUUGCCCUUCUUGUAGCAUUUUAUUUUAGCUGUAAUCGAAAGGUUUUGCUUGCCUUAAUUAAUUAUUUUAAUAAUGUUAUGACCGCCAAAUCAGUUUAUUGGUACCAAAACUGCAAGGCACCUGUUGACACAAGGAAGGGUGGGGUUGAAAGGGGAGUGUGUACAAAAGAGAAUUUAUUACAGAAUAUUACAGUAUAAUACUGAGCAAAUUACCUAAUGUUCAUUUAUGUCAUAUAUUCAGAUAUUCUAUAUGCAGAUGGGCCUUCCUUGUAAAUCCAGUGGGACUGAAGCUUUGUACAUAAGACUUUGUACAUAAUUAAGAUUAAAUAAGAUUGUCUGUUUAUUUUUACCAAGAGGUAAAUAUCAGAAUGGAUGUAAAAUACAGUGGAAGAAGAAAGAUAUUGAUUAAUUUGAUUCAAUUUAAUUUUCUUUUUGUUUUCUUUCAUUUUUUUGAAUGAACAGUAAUUUUACUUCUGUUAUUCUACUUCCGUUUCAGUGAGAUUAUAUUAUUAUGAGGUUGGCAUACAGUGAGUAUAUAUUCAUAGCAUUGUACAACUACUAGUACUCCCGCACUCUUUGCUGAACUGUACAUGUAACCUGACUGCUCUUAUUGAAAACAGCAUCUAUAUCAUCUAUAUGCAACAUGCCGUGUAAAAAGUGUAUGUAGUUUUGAUAAAGUUUCUGUAAGAGUGUUCUUAUUUUUGAGUAGCAGGAACUGAAAACUUUUGUUGAAUUUGGUCGAAAUCUGUUUAUCUAAAUUGGCUUCUGACCUACAAUAAAUGUGUGUAUAUUGUU